UGAUGUUGAAUUCUCUGUUUCUUCUUCUUCCUCUUCCUCUUCCUCUUCAUCAUCAUCAUCAUCAUCUUCUUCUUCUUCUUCGUAUCAGUUCAUUUAUAUUGAUGGUACAUUCUUCCAUACAAAAUAGUAGUGAUUUCAAACAACAAUCAAUAAUAAGAAAAUGGAAAGAUAAUAAUAAUGAUAUAGAAAAGAUAAUAAAACAAUUUGAUAAUGCUGAAGAACAAAUAAAGAGUUUUAUAGAUAAACUAAUGAAGAUCGGUGAUGAAUAUAAACAAGUCAAUGAAUAUGUAAAUUGUUUAAAUGAAUAUAUAGAAGUUAAUAAUGAAUUAAAACUUAUAAAAGAAAUAUAUCUCAAUGAAUCGAAGACAAUGAAAGACUGUUUCAAGAGUCAAGCAUCGAUUAUUCAACAGAGGAUAACGGAUUAUCCAGAGGAGAAAUGUCUUGAAUUUAUACCACACAAUGAUAAAAAUGAAGUUAUAAAUUUUGGUGAUAGCGGGUAUUUAAAUAGUUUAAUUGAUUCAAGAGUAUCUAAUAUUUAUUGGAUAAAUUAUUUUUCAUUUGAGACUGAAACACAAAAACCGGAAAAUCUGUUGGAAAUAUCAACAACAACAACAACAACAACACUCAUUCCAUCGAUUACAACCGAACAAAUGCUAACACAAAAGGCAAAACUUACAGCCGAAGCUAUCAAUGGUAAUACUCUAAAUAAAAAACAUAAUAAUGAAAUUAAUACAGUACAGAAUGAAACUAUGAAAAAUCAUACACAGUUUUCAAUCAUUGAAAAUUCAUCAUUUGAAGGUAAUUUCUAUCUAGUCUAUUUAGGUAUUAGUAUACUAUUAGUAAUAUUUAGUAUUGGAGUAGUUUAUUUAUUAUGUAACCAUUGAAAGAUUAUUCAUUUUUAAUGAAAGUAAAUUCACAUUCAUUGAUUGAUUAUUUUAUUGAUUUUUUAUUUAUUCAAUAAAGUUGUUACUAUGGAAUUUAUGUGAUUUAUUUUAAUUUUUAUUGUUUUCUUGUUAUUGUAAAAUAAUGAUCGGAUAAUAUUAAGUCAAUCUUUUGAUCUUUUCAAAACAACUAUGUAGACUAAUUUAUUUUGAUAGUUGAAUUCAUGAAGCAAUUUAAGUUAGACUACCAUGAAAAGAUCUAGAAGCACUAGAUGGCUGUUUCAUCCUAGUAUGAAUUUCCUCAACAGUACGUAUUCAUGAUACCGGGUCGCGAGAUUCAAAUUCAAGACUUUCAGUCUUACACUUGAAUAUCUAACCUCUAGACCAGUGAGCUAGUCAGAAUCCAACGAUAUUGAUGUAUAACCCCAACGAAUUCAUGAAAUUGAACCACUGUCCACCAUUGUCUCUAGUGAGUGACUAUCUCACAAAAGACUCGAUUGAAUUCCACUAGUUAUGGUUUCUCACUAGAAUUCCAUGAAAUACCUUUUGAAGCCAGUCGCUAGUGAGUAUGAGAUGUUUAUUAUCAGAAAGGGUUUGGUAGAGAUUUUUAGUAAGUUUGUAGUUGAAUCAAUGAGUCGAUUGAAGCUGGGUCACUAUGGAAAACCUUGAAGCAAUGGACGGCCAUUUCGUCCUAUUAUGGAACUCCUCAAAAGCACUCAUCCACGAUGCCGAAAUAGGAUGAAACACAAGUCCUGGAUUGCAC
This is a messenger RNA of Schistosoma spindalis, 1644 nucleotides long. The record is from the annotation of a GenBank genome assembly. Lineage: Eukaryota; Metazoa; Platyhelminthes; Trematoda; Strigeidida; Schistosomatidae.